UUGGAGUCACUUCACGCACGAUAUGGCGCGGUCACGUGCAUACAGGUGGGGUGAAGACGGACUUAUGGGCAUCACGGAUAGACAGUGUCGUUUAUGUAUGGCACUAGCGCUCUGGAACACAAAAGAUCCAAUACUUAAAGAGAGGCUGUAUGGACUUAAUGGACAUCAGGGAAAUCACGGAGAAGAUGUUAAAGAAUUGUAUUAUUACCUGGACAACACACCAACACAUUCAUACAUGAAGGCACUCUAUAAAUAUCCACAGAAAGAAUUCCCGUAUGCUGAAAUAGAGAGAGAAAAUGCAAGAAGAACUGUCAAUGAUCCGGAAUAUGAAUUGUUAGAUACAGGCAUAUUUAACGAAAGCCGUUACUUUGAUGUAGUGGCUGAAUAUUGUAAAGGAACUCCGAAUGAUAUUCUUGGACGAUUUACUAUAAUAAACAGAGGUCCCGACCGGGCCACCAUACAUGUUCUCCCAACACUGUGGUACAGAAAUAGCUGGGACUGGGGAGAUGAUUGUGACAAUUCAGUUGAAGUUAAACCUAUGGUACAACAUAUAAAUAAAGAUCCCGCGGGCAUGGUGAGAUGUGAACAUCCAACAUUAGGUGAGUCCCAACAGAGGGCAAGAUUAAACAGUAUGGACAGAUACGUUGAAGAUUUAGAACCGGUGCACAGGGGUACAGAUAAUUUGUUCAAUCUUGGGCAUUCUGUCAAUGGCUAUGAUGAAGGGAUAUUUCGUAUGGAAUAUGGACCACACCCUAAGGGAAAGGAGGUACCGUUAUUGUUUACCGACAAUGAGACGAACUACAUGAAACUGUAUGGUGUUAAAAAUAGAUCAAAAUAUCAAAAGGAUGCAUUUCAUGACUAUGUUAUAAACGGUAUGAAAGAAAAAGUAAAUCCUAAAAACUUCGGAACAAAAUGUGCCGGCCAUUACGUCCUUGACCUUGAACCUGGAGAGGAAGCUGUCAUCAAAGUGAGGCUGUAUCAAAGUGGUGAGUCACCACCAGCACAACAGACAUUUGCUCCAAACUGGUUUGAUCGAGUAUUUGAGCAAAGAAUUGUGGAGGCAGAUUUGUUUUAUGAUGAGGUAAUUCCAAGCAGAGGUAAACAAGAACGGCUGAUAGCGAGACAGGCAUAUGCUGGAUUAUUGUGGACGAAACAGUUCUAUUACUACAUACAAAAAGAAUGGCUUAAUGGAGACGAGACUCAACCGCCGCCACCGGAAACAAGAAAGAAAUGGGGACGUAACCGAGACUGGAAACAUUUAUUUAACAGAGAUAUUCUUUCUGUACCAGAUAAAUGGGAAUAUCCAUGGUACGCAUCCUGGGACCUUGCCUUCCACAUGAUUCCAAUGUCUAUGAUAGAUAUACAGUUUGCCAAGUCACAGUUAGUCCUUCUUCUUAGAGAGUGGUACAUGCAUCCAAACGGACAG
Molecule: messenger RNA, 1426 nt
Organism: Ruditapes philippinarum (Manila clam)
Lineage: Eukaryota; Metazoa; Mollusca; Bivalvia; Venerida; Veneridae
Biological process (GO): oligosaccharide metabolic process; protein N-linked glycosylation
Cellular component (GO): endoplasmic reticulum membrane
Molecular function (GO): Glc3Man9GlcNAc2 oligosaccharide glucosidase activity
Source: RefSeq, a predicted model, not a curated record